AUACCAAGUAGUUAUAGUUUAUGCCUCAUCAUCCUCUUUUGUUGUAGAUUAAUAGUUAAAAUCUAUACCUCAACAAAGUUUCCAAAGUUCAAAGAAAUGAGCAUGGGAAAGAUAACUCGUAAUAAAACGUAUAGUGAACUACGGCACAAUAAACUUCCAGCAACUAGACCCCGAGGAAGACCUCCAGGAACUCGAAGAGGAAUUAUAGAUUUAGAUUCUAUUCCUACCAGUAAUACCAGUAAGAAUAAUAAUACACAUCAAGAACAACUUCCACUACCAGAAGUACGCUUGCCAGCUAUACAACAAGAUCAACCUCCAAGUAAUAAUGACUCAUCGGCUAGUUAUGAAGCAGGAUCGUCUACAACCACCACAAGUACAAUUAUAACCAUUAAAAUGACAACAAUUACGCACACAGAUGCAAAUAAUAAUUCAACUACAACAACAACAGUCACAACUGAUAUCUCUCCAGUUACCAGUGAUACAAUAUCUUCUGAUCCUGCGAAUGUUUCAGUGGAGACGAGGGAAUUGCCAUCGCAGAUGGUUCGAUUCCCACCACGGAUAACUCCAACUCAUGCUGAAAAUAAUGAUAGCGCGACAAAUAAUGCCGAUAACACUGACAAUGCUGUUAAUGGGGUUAAUGCUUCUAAUGUUUCUAAUGUUUCUAAUGCAAUAAAUACACUUAAUACAGGAAUUCCAGUGUCUGUUAAUAAUGGUGUUCAACAACAACAUGGAAUAGAUUCACUGAUAAAUAGUGUACCUAAUUUAGGGAGGCCUAUUCUUCAUUCUACCAGUAUGGCGAGAACACCAAGCACCGCAACCAUUAAUUCAAAUGGUACAAGCUCAAGUCCAAUAUUGGAUUCUUCCUUCGUUGAUUCUAAUACUGUUGCUUCUGAUACAAGUUGUUUGAUGAAUCGACUCAGUCAUUCUCCAAUGAGCAAUUCUCCAAUUUUAUCAUCAAGUGCCUUAGCUAGGCCAAAAUACUAUCGUUUACCUGAAUUAGACACUUUGAAUACCGUUUAUGAUGUAUGGAACGAAUGGAAUGUGGGUUUAGGUGGAAAUCCAUCGGUAAUCGCAUUAUUAGAGACUUAUGGAACAAAAUGGGCAACCGAGAAUAAGGAAACUUUGCUUUUGCGCAAAAAACUUAUAAAAGAGAUACAGCAAAGGUCAGGUACUAUUGGUGUUGACGAAGCCAUUAAUGAAUUAGAAAGAAUGAAAAAUGAAAACAAAUUAAGUUGGUUAUCGAAAAAAUUUGGAAAAAAAAGAACUCUUCAUCAUCAUCAUCGUCAUCACAAUAAUAAUCGUCAUCAUCGUCGUAAUCAUGCAUAAUAGCUGCCGCUGUUGCUGUAAAUUUCUUUAUUUUUUUUUCUUUUUAUUUUUUUU
Molecule: messenger RNA, 1380 nt
Organism: Rhizophagus irregularis DAOM 181602=DAOM 197198
Lineage: Eukaryota; Fungi; Glomeromycota; Glomeromycetes; Glomerales; Glomeraceae
Biological process (GO): positive regulation of ribosomal protein gene transcription by RNA polymerase II
Molecular function (GO): DNA-binding transcription factor activity, RNA polymerase II-specific; RNA polymerase II cis-regulatory region sequence-specific DNA binding
Source: RefSeq, a predicted model, not a curated record